Rotaria sp. Silwood2 is the source of this 1953-nucleotide messenger RNA. NCBI's taxonomy places the organism in Eukaryota, Metazoa, Rotifera, Eurotatoria, Philodinida, Philodinidae. The record is from the annotation of a GenBank genome assembly.
AUGCUCAACCAUGCUCUACGACAAUUCGACAUGGGAACCAUGGCAAAAAUGAGCUUUUUCAUUCGUAAUCUCCAUCGACAACUUGAACAAUUGCACAAAGAACAAUCAACUAUGUAUAAUAAACAAUUUAUUGUUUAUCGUGGUCAAGGACUCACUCAACAAGACUUUAAACAACUAGUCUAUACGAAAGGUGGACUGCUUUCGUUCAACAAUUUCUUGUCGACUUGUACAAAACCAAAUGGCGCCAUCAGAUUCGUUCAAAAUGCACUGCGAACACAUGAAAACAUUGUGGGUGUUUUCUUUAUUAUCACAAUCGAUCCGAGUGAAGUAUCAACUUCGACUAGUCCGUUCGCCUUUAUCAAGAAUCACAGUGCUUUUCCUCAAGAAGAAGAAAUUCUCUUUUCAAUGCACACUGUUUUUCGUGUCGGUGAUACCAAACAAACGGUUAACAACAAUCGUAUAUGGGAAGUACAAUUGACUUUCACAGGUGACAAUGAUCCGCAACUGGCUGCUCUCACACAACGCAUGCGAGAAGAGAUCGAUGGUAUUGGAUGGUAUCGAAUGGGUCGAUUAAUGCAUCGAUUAGGUCACUUCAAUCAAGUUGAGGAACUCUACAAUGAAUUACUCAAGGACUCUUCCAGUUACAGUUCUAGAGCACAUAUCUAUCAUCAACUUGGAUGGUUAAAAAACGACCAAGGACAAUAUAAAGAAGCAGCUUUGUUUUACGAAAAAGUACUCAAAAUCAGUCAAAAAACUCUCCCGGAAGAUCACGCUAGUUUGGCUGAUACCUACAACAACAUGGGUCAAGUGUAUCACACCAUGGGUUACUAUUCGAAAGCACUUCAAUUUUACGAAAAAGCACGUAAAAUCUACGAGAAAACUCUGUCCCCAAAGCAUCAUUCAUUGGCUACUUCCUACAACAACAUCGGUGGAGUGUAUGAUGACAUGGGUGACUAUUCAAAAGCACUUCAACUGUACGACAAGUCCCAUAAAAUCUUAGAAGCUCUGCCUUCAAAUCAUCCCCUUUUGGCUGCCUCUUACAACAAUAUCGGUAUAUUGUAUAACCACAGGGGUGACUACUGGAAAGCACUUAAAUUUCACGAAAAAGCACUUGAAAUAAGAAGAGCUGCUCUACCUUCGAAUCAUUCCAAUUUGGCUGAUUCCUACAACAAUAUCGGUGGAGUGUAUAUCCACAUGGGUGACUACUCGAAAGCACUUGAGUUUUACGAAGAAGCACAAAAAAUCUACGAAACAACUCUACCACCGAAUCAUCCGUGGAUGGCUGCUACUCACUUGAAUUUCGCAGCGUAUUACGAAAAAAUGGGUUAUUACGCAGCAGCACUUAAAUCUUUACAAAAUACUUUUCAAAUUCUACAAAAAACAUUCGAAGAAGGUAAUCCAGCAUUUUCUUUUAUAUUCAAUAGAUUAGGCAGAGUUUAUCGCAGUACGAAAGAUUACGGGAAAGCACUGGAUUACUUUGAAAAGUGCCUUGUCAUACGUCAACAAACGUUACCUAAUCUACAUCCUUAUCAGGCUAUUACAUACAGUGAUAUUGGUGACGUUCGCCGAUUGGUAGGAGAUCACCAAGUGGCACUUUCGUUUCAUCGAAAAGCAUUAAACAUUCAAGAAAACGUCCACUGUAAUCCUCUGGAAUGUGUAACGACAUAUAUAAAUUUCGGUGAAACUUAUCGAGAAAUGGAAGAUUAUUCAACGGCAUUGUCAUAUUUUCAAAAAGGAUUACAAAUAUGUGACAAUAAAUUACCAAGGAAUCAUCCAGAUUUUGCUGUAAUCUAUCACAAUUUGGCGAAAUUAUAUUUAGCUACUAGACAAUAUAAUACGGCCAUGGAGAAUGUUCAACAAGCGAUAGAAAUUGCCCAACAGAAAUUGCCUUCAAAUCAUCCUCAUAUUUUAGACUAUAGAGAAACAUUUGAAAAAGUUCGGAAUAAUAUGUAA